Molecule: messenger RNA, 1026 nt
Organism: Rotaria sp. Silwood1
Lineage: Eukaryota; Metazoa; Rotifera; Eurotatoria; Philodinida; Philodinidae
Source: the annotation of a GenBank genome assembly
AUGUAUCAACUUCCGCAUUAUUCUGAUGCGCUGAAACAAUUUCCAUCGGCUGCACUAACAGCCUAUUUUUCUAGUGGAGGUGGUGGUGGUAAUACAAGUGGUGUAAAUCCACUAGUUACUACCGGUGGUCAUCAUCCAUUGGCUGCAGCUGCAGCAGCUGCUGCUGCUGUUGUUUCACAUAAUAAUCCAUUUUCUAUUGAUAAUAUACUUGCUCCACGUCCACGAUUACCAGUACCAUUAUCUCCUUAUUAUGGUACAACAUCAGCAAGUACUGCUCAAGCUGCUGCCGAUUUUUAUUCAUAUCCUGCAUUACAAAAUUUUUUUGCUGCUGCUACAAUGGCUCAAAAUCAUAAACGAAAACGACGACAUCGAACUAUUUUUACUGAAGAACAACUUGAACAAUUGGAAGAAGCUUUUAAUCGAACACAUUAUCCUGAUGUUAUGAUGAGAGAAGAUUUAGCAAUGAAAAUUGAUCUUAAAGAAGAACGUGUUGAGGUUUGGUUUAAAAAUCGUCGAGCAAAAUAUCGAAAACAAAAACGUGAAGCAACAGAAAGAUGUCGUCGUGAAGCACUUGAUAAAUCUCAACGAACUGAUGGUGAAAGUACAGCAACAGGUUCAUCAACACCAGGCGCUGGUUCAAGUUCAUCAUUGAGCAGUGUUGGUCAAGAAGCAUCAACAAAUAAUGAUCAUUCAUUAGCUACAUCACAUCAUCUUGUUGUAUGUCCAACAACAUUGACUUCAACAGCAAAUAGUAAUAGUAAUAGUUCAACAUCAGAUUUAUCACCUGGCAUUCAAUCAGCACAAUCACCAACUUAUUGUCAACAACCAUUAGCUUUAACAACAACCAAUACACGAAUAAAUAAUAAUAAUAACAAUAAUAAUAAUAACAAUAAUAAUAAUAACAAUAAUAAUAAUAAUAACAAUUUUAAUCAUCAUCCUCGUAAAGAGACUUUUCCAAUAAAUCAUAUUCGGCAACAACAAUCUAUGACAUCGAAUAAUAAUACUGGACCUUAUCUUAAACUUUAA